Molecule: messenger RNA, 333 nt
Organism: Cotesia congregata
Lineage: Eukaryota; Metazoa; Arthropoda; Insecta; Hymenoptera; Braconidae
Source: the annotation of a GenBank genome assembly
AUGCCGAUUGAUUACGCAGCGUUCGCUUACGCGGCUUCUGUUGCUGGAGGUGGAAUACUCGGUUAUGUUAAAUCAAAAUCAAUUCCGUCAUUAGCCGCUGGCUUACUUUUUGGUACAAUUUUGGGAUUCGGAGCUUAUCAAACCUCACAGGAUCCUCGUAAUUGCGCAGUACUUUUGGGAUCAAGUGCCACUUUAGGUGGUAUGAUGGGCUAUCGUUAUUACAAUACCGGUAAAAUUAUGCCCGCUGGUGCUAUUGCAAUUAUUAGUGCUGUGAUGUUCAUAAGAACAGUAGUAAAAACUGUAACAACUCCACAAGUACAAAAAGUCGAAUAA